Sinocyclocheilus rhinocerous is the source of this 632-nucleotide messenger RNA. RefSeq names its product LIM/homeobox protein LMX-1.2-like. Gene Ontology annotation, cellular component: nucleus. Gene Ontology annotation, molecular function: DNA-binding transcription factor activity, RNA polymerase II-specific; RNA polymerase II transcription regulatory region sequence-specific DNA binding. Gene Ontology annotation, biological process: neuron differentiation; regulation of transcription by RNA polymerase II. The record is from RefSeq and is a predicted model, not a curated record. Bases 112 to 429 code for a protein of 105 amino acids. The transcript has 3 exons. NCBI's taxonomy places the organism in Eukaryota, Metazoa, Chordata, Actinopteri, Cypriniformes, Cyprinidae.
AUCUCACACAGUCUGGCGAUGCUUUUGCGCCACUGCGUGCAUUUUGGACUAUAACACUAAAGUUUGCCUUCUGGAGCACUGGUGCCCGUCCUCUUCUUCAAAGGUAUUUUGAUGUUACCUACAGAAAUCUCAGGAGGAGUGUGUUUCAGCGCUAGUCAGCACUCCAAAGAAGGAAGACACGGAAUGAAAACAGAAGAAAACCAGUCAUGUCUUCAGCAGGCCCCCUCCGCCACACCUUACGAGCACGUGGGAGGAGGUGAGGUGUGUGCAGGGUGCGAGUCUCCCAUCGCGGACCGCUUCCUCCUGCGCGUCAAUGAACUGUCCUGGCAUGAGACGUGUGUCAAGUGUGCGGUGUGUCGCAGCGCGCUGAGCGGGACCUGCUAUUGUCGGGAUCGCUUGCUUUACUGCAAGCAUGAUUACGAGAAGUAAGACAGUUCAAUAUGCAGCGUGUGCCUGUAUACACUCCAUCAAAGCCCUAGUAUGGCAAAACAUCCCAUUUUCUGCGUAGAUUAACGUGAAGUACACCAGAACAUUCCCCUAAUCUCUCUGCAAAUGCCUCAUGGGUGUGUUGAUCUUCUGAUCAUGCUGAUGCUCUGUUGUGGAAUAUAAGGAACUUUGGUUACACUUUAUUU